AUGGGUGGCGCAGGUCACGAAGAUGACUGCCAAACUACGAUACCGGAGGCCGAAGACGACAGAGAACACAGGUAUAUUGAUAUAGAACUGUUUCGGACUUAUUCUGCCUUCAUUUAGCCUUCUGGGAGUCAUCCGCGCAGUACGUGGGCGCAUAUUUGUGUCUUUGGUCCCAGCUGGUGGCCGAGAUCAUUAUUAGCUGAAUUAAGGCAGAAUCAACCCGAAGCAGUGCUGUAUCUGUCUAGUGACGUUCUCUGUCCUCUUCCCCUCUAGGCGCUCUCUAACAUAGUUCUUGUAUUUUUGAAGGCAAAUACGUCCUUUUGGAAAAGGAGAAAACUGCAUUGAGUAAAGUUUCGACGUCGGUUUACAUGCCGUCAUCAGACUCGAGUUCAUAUAUACAUAUACAUCUGUAACACCACACACCUUCUGGUUUUCACAGCAUCUUGCAUAAUUCGCGGACAUCAAGUUGGCCUGGCUUUAUAUCUCCUGCCAGUGAGCCUUGAAAGCUCACUUACGUACUACAUACAAUUUGAAUGCGUCUGGAAAGGUUUGCACCAAUUUUCCAUGUUUUGAGGGUUUAAAUUAAGCUGGUGUUUGCCCGGUCAUUGAGUUGGACGUGGAAUACUCGACCACUUAAAGAUCUCCUUAUUAUACAAGUUUGCUGUUUUAAAGGUCGAUUAUCGCUGCUUCAAUCAUUUCUUACAGCUUUAUGUCUUUGUAGUAUGUUUAACCCAUCUUUUAUAUUCCAUGGUUUGAUCUCACCUAACCACAAAAAGGAUGCAAAAAAGAAACUCCCACCAUUAUCGUUUGUUAUUUUGAACAUGGCUGAAGGUAUGUUGAAGACAGAAAAAGGGACGAGCAGGUAUCCGACUACGGACCAUCUAAAGGAUGCAUUGUGUAACUGGCUUUUGAGAAACUUUUCAGCAGCAAUGAUUCCAUAGUUUUAAGAGGCCCAAC
This is a messenger RNA of Spirometra erinaceieuropaei, 954 nucleotides long. NCBI's taxonomy places the organism in Eukaryota, Metazoa, Platyhelminthes, Cestoda, Diphyllobothriidea, Diphyllobothriidae. The record is from the annotation of a GenBank genome assembly.